Dunckerocampus dactyliophorus (ringed pipefish) is the source of this 3136-nucleotide messenger RNA. RefSeq lists its product as uncharacterized. The record is from RefSeq and is a predicted model, not a curated record. The transcript is spliced from 5 exons. NCBI's taxonomy places the organism in Eukaryota, Metazoa, Chordata, Actinopteri, Syngnathiformes, Syngnathidae. Bases 1710 to 2489 code for a protein of 259 amino acids.
GGUGACCUUUACACUGCUAGCUUAUUGAGCUACUGGUGACCUUUACACUGCUAGCUUAUUGAGCUACUGGUGACCUCUGACACUUAGCUUAUUGAGCUACUGGUGAUCUUUGCCACUGCUAGCUUAUUGAGCUACGUGUUUCCUGGUGUUGACUUGUAUCUUCUCGUGUGGAUGUUUGAUGUGAUCGUGAGGACUUCUGAUCCUGCAAACAUUCCUGGUUCAAAUGUCUCCCGUUUGAAUGGAAUCUCCAACUAAAUGGAAUAUUUUCAUCUUUUUAUGACUCAGUUCUUCUUUCAGGACAUUCUUCUCAGCCACGUCGGCCUUUUUGGAUGUUUUGGAAGAGAUCCAUUUCAAAGUGGAUUAUUUUGGUUCUGAUGCGGCCCAGCCCGUCAUGUGCCGUCUGAUUGGUUAGAGGCCCAUCAGCACUGAAACACACACGUGCUGGAGAGGAGACCAACGUUUCAUCCCAGUUUCGUUGGUUUCAUCCCAUUUCACAAUGUCAGCAUUCAUGUGCUCACACGACAAGCAACGAAUUCAUGUCCUGGUGACAUCCAACAGUAAAAAGGUGGUGGUGAUGUGUUUAUGGAACACGGUCAGCACGUUUCCAAUGUCUUCAUGAGCACCAUUUGGAAAGGGAAGUGGAAAUGAUUGUUGUGAACGUGCAGGUUUCCUUCCAUUGUCAAUGAUUGCAGUCCAGCUGUGGAUGGAUGGAUGAGUUCAUGUGCUGACAUGUGGAUGAUUGAUCUCAUGGCAUUUGUCUUCCACAUUCACGUCAACAAGCAAUGACUUGGCUUCUCGACCACAUGGACGCUAACGUCUUUGAUGAAGCAAGUCAUGUUUGUAGUUGCAUCGCAUAGAAUGAAACAUUAGAAUUGGACAGGAAGAACAAUCCAGCUAGCAAACAUCCAACUUUGGAACAAACCUUUCUUAUUCCUUCUUUGCGUUUGCUCUGAAAACACGGUGGGAAAGUAGGAGCGCUUCUUUUUCACUUUGGGCUUUCAUGUCAAACACCGAUAAACGAGUCACACGCCGAGUCGUCCGUGACCCCUUUUGUCCCUUUUGCUACCGUGCUGGAAAUUGGAAAAACAAUUUGUUCUGUUUUUGUUGUUUAGUUUGAGUCUCUGGAAAUAAAUGUUGAAAAAACAAGUCAUUCAUGUCGGCUUUAUUUUGAAAAGGAAUGAACGGAUGACACACGGAUUCAUCCCUUUUGUCCAUUUUUCCGAAUGUGUCCAAAAUAGAACACUGGAAAAAUGAUUUGUUGUCCGUUUCUUUGUUUUGCUCUGAAAAGAAGUCUUGAAAAAACAGGCCUUAUUUUGUUUUUCUUUGUUUGCUUUUAAUGUGAAAAGCCAAUAAAGGAAUGACGGGUGGAUUCGUCCUUGAUCCGUUUUGUCCGUUUUAUAACCGUGCUUGUCCAGCGUUUCUUUGUCUUUGUGAGAAAAGCAAAGGAGUUUUUAUUUGUGUGCUGGUGGCCAAGAAGCCUUCAAAGAGCAUCUCAGCACUCAAAGCACUCGGCUGCCUUGUGAUGGCAUCACGUGGCGUUGCUGGAAAUGAUGCGGGACGAUGAAGCCUAUAAAAGGGACGUCACCGUCAGACACUCACUCUACUUCCGCCUGGAAGAGACCGACAUCUCCGUUCUUCACGACCGAUCAUCCAACCGUCCUUCCUUCUUCCAGCCCGUUUGGUUCUGAGACGACUCUUCAGCGGACAAGAUGAGAAUGAUCCUUCUGCUGGUGCAGCUGGCCACCUGCUGUGCCAUCGGCUCAGCUAUCAAGUGCUAUCAAUGUAACCUUGGAGCGUCCUACUUCACCCGCUGGGACUGGAGUGCUAAAUGUACCCUCACCCCAUGUCCAGCAGGAGAGCAGUGCUUCAUCACCAAAGAUCAGAGCCAGGUCACCUAUAAAAUGGGCUGCAAGGCUGAUUGUGAAGAUGAUGAUUACACUAAGUGCUGUGACUCUGAUGGAUGCAACAACUGGCUGGACGUGGCUGAUGAUGCAAACCAACGGACUGCUGUCAGCACAGCAUGCAACAAGGCCAACAAUGAUGUCAAACAGUGCCUGGAUGCCAUCAUUAAGACCAAGACUCCCAGCUGCUAUUCAUGCUCUGAUCCCCUUGGAGCGAACUACUUCACCAGCUGGGACUGGAGUGCUCAAUGUACCCUCACCCCAUGUAAAGCAGGAGAUCAGUGCUCCAUUACUAAAGUGUCAGGCGCCUACCAGGUGGGCUGCAAGACUGGUUGUAAAGAUGAUGCUAACACUAAGUGCUGUGAUGCUAAUGGAUGCAACAACUGGCUGAACGUGGGCGAGGAUGCUAAUCCAUGGAAGAAGGUGGAGGCCAUCAAGGCAGCUUGCAGCCCCUCCAGCAACGACCCCAAAGACUGCCUGAAAGCCAUCGACCCAAACCUCAUCAGUGGUGGGGGGGGGCUGGCUGGUGCUUUGGGCCUGCCUUUGGUCUUGGCCAUCAGCGUGAUUGUGUUGGUGGUACUGGGCUAACCCCCCCAUGCAGCCCCCCCCCAGCCAUCAGCGUGAUUGUGUUGGUGGUACUGGGCUAACCCCCCAUGCAGCCCCCCCCAGCCAUCAGCGUGAUUAUGUUGGUGGUACUGGGCUAACCCCCCAUGCAGCCCUCCCCCCCUUUUCCUCUUUCACAUGAAAAGGCUAAAAAAAGAAAAGAAAUAAUCCAACAAAGCCACUUUCCAUCAACCUGACCUGAUGUGAUGUUUGCACCCCCCCACAUGACCAGUCCUCCCUUGCUGUUACACUCGGGGGUGUCGCAUGUGCGGCCCCGGGGCCCAUGAAGGUCUUAAUAUGAGCAAAGUGUCAUUCAUUGGAAAAGUGUCAUCAAAUUGGGGGGGGCACAAGAAAUUGUUGGACCGGAAGAAAAUGUCAGAAGAAAGUUGAAGUGGUUGGAAAAUAAAAAUAAAACCAAUAAAAAGCUGUGAUGUGCAAAUGAACGAGUUGUUAAACGUCAUGAAUGCAUGAUUGUACAAUGAAUGCAUGGUUGUACAAUGAAUGCAUGGUUGUACAAUGAAUGCAAACCACAAGUAUCAUUCUUGUCCAAAAGGAUGGAAAAGGCAACAUGAGAAGGAAAUGAACAAGAUGACUUUAAUGACUGGAAAACAUCAUUUUCAUCAAUAAACUCA